Messenger RNA from Pelobates cultripes (western spadefoot toad), 207 nucleotides. The record is from the annotation of a GenBank genome assembly. NCBI's taxonomy places the organism in Eukaryota, Metazoa, Chordata, Amphibia, Anura, Pelobatidae.
UCAGUGGGCAAACACCAACCCCAGCCUGGAACAAACACCGUCAAAUAAGGCCGACAUCCGGACGGGGUCCCAAGAGACUUGCUGCUAUGCUUCCAAUCGACAGAGUAAGCAGCUUGUACAGGCGGCUGUUUGUGAAUCACCAAUUCAAAACUUUGAAGGUGCAGAUCUCUCCUUCUAUAACGACAUGACUAGAUCCACUAUGGUCUG